CUGCAGUCGAAGGCUGCACUUCCAGCCCGGUGCCUGCACUCUGGCUGUAAUGCAUGUCAGGCUGCACAAGUGAAGCCCUUCAGGAAAGACGUGAAAAUAGAUGAGACCUGCUAAAACUCCUUUUGCAUUCUUUUUCCUCCAGAAGUCUUUCCAACGUGUCCAACUGCCCCAUCACAAAAGCUUAUCUGUCUAUACAGAAUCUAUUGAGUCAAACCACAGUGCUCAUUAGGAGAUGAAUACCAGGGCUACAUCUGCCCUGCUGGGAGAGGAUCAGCAAAUGAGCAUCGACAAAGAUGUCAACAUGCUAGAAAAUAGUGUCAUGACCUCUGCUGGCAGAGGAAAGUUCUCAACCAAUUUUAAGGCUCAAAGUGAUGAAAACUUAGCUGUAAAUCACUCUCUGCAAAGAGGUUUCUCACUAAGUCUUGCUAACCAAGAAGACAAAGUACCUGCUUCUGAAAUCUCUGAUCCUCUUAAAGUUACUGAAGAACCUCAGGCACAGAUUUUAAAACCUGAUCUAGAGAUACCACAUCAAGCCAAAGUCACAUCAAUACCACUAUCUUUUUUCCCAUCUAAACUACAGCAACUCCUUGUAGCUGCAGCGAGAAGUGUCUCUGAAGCAAGGCAAGCUACAGAAACACAAUCUGUAAUUUACAUAUGGCCAGUAAUAAAGAUGCAAGAGAGUUCCAUAUCCUUCUGGCGCAAUUUUUCAAAGUCUUUAAUACCAAGCAGCCCAGACUUAACAAGAGACUGUUCUAGUCCUGAUGUAACUGAAGAUGAGAACUGUUCCCAAAUAAACCCAGUGAAUGAGCUUGCACAAGAGGAGCCAGAUGGAAAGACAUCAAGACUCUAUCCUCUUAUUGUAAAGUCAUCUAACAGUGCUGUUUCAGAAAUUUUAAUCUCACUCACCAAUAUCAAGAAUGAGGAUUAUACGAAUAUGUUGACACUUUCAUCUGUUAGUCCUAUUGGAGAGCAACUGGAAAUUCCUCUCUUUAAGGGAAAUGCUCUAAUGAUUUAUAAUCAUCAGGUCUACAUUCUAUAUGUAAUGAGGCAUGAAGAUCUGGCAGCAGACAUGAAAAUAUCUGGCCACCAUAUGUUGUUUAUGAAGACUGUUGUUUGGCUCAUUACGUGUCACUCUGUCCGUAAACUAACAUUCCAAGACUCACAUCCACUGCUGUUGAGAGAGGAUGCUGUGAAACACAACAUAAAAUGUCUUACAACCUGUGCUACCCCCACAGCCCAAAAAAAAACAUCAAAUGAAAUACAUUUCUCUUCACACAAGAGGACUACAAUCUCUCAGCCUGAGAACUGCUCCCCUCUUGCUGGGAAAAGGCAGCAGGUGGUAACCCAUGAUGAUCAGUUCCUCAGCAAGACUGCAUUCCCAUCCAAAGAUGACUUGCAAAAAAGAAAUUAUGAAAAAGCACGUUGGGAUAAAGACAAGGAAAUAAGAAAGAGAUUUGGUCUUGUUAAAGGUGUAAGAGUUGUUCUCAACAGCCUAAGUGCCUCUGAGCUUAGGAAAUUGACUGCCAAACCUUCUGCACUUAAAAAGAAAGGUAACCAUUAUGACAGAGACCUGAGGGAAGUGCCACACAUACAUACCUCUCUGUACACAAAUAUGGAGUAUACUUCACCUUGAAGUAUUUAUUACACAGCAUUAGUAUAAAUUUCAAGAUUUUUGAGCAUUUAACCCCAUAACAUAAAGCAUUUUCUGUUGAGGAACUUCCCUACAGCUACUUCUAAAAUGCCAGGAUCUGGCGCUUCCCCUCCCUGCCCAGGAUUUUCUCCAAAAACUGCAGAUAAAAUGCCAGCUACUGCUGAAAUCUUUUCUGACUCUGCCUUCUCUUUGGAACUCAUACAGCUGCAAUGGAAAGUAGAAAAAGUGCCUGCUGACCUCUUACUGAUAGCAAUGGUUUGCAGUCUGUCUGUGCCAAUGUGUGUCUUGUAGUCAGAAACAGGAAGCUCUUCAUACCUGUGCUGGGCUCUUUCUGGUUUGAGCAUUGCUCUUCAUUUCAAGUGAAGGUGCCAGAGGCCCAAGCCACGUGUUUAUAGUCAUUGACCUGCUUUUGAGAAAGUCUUGCCCUAUGGCUUUGCUUAGAAGUAUUAUUUGGCAGUUUUGCCUGGUAUCAUCAGAGCCUCUGGGAAUAGGUGCUUGCUUUCUCUAAUCCCUGACAUUUUCAAACUCUCAGUUCACAUUCACCUCUUGUGUCCAUUUUGUAUUUUUCUACAACAAAGCUCUUAAGAUUUUUUCAUCAGGUAGACUGGACAUAAAUUUCCAGAAUCCUGUAUAAUUUCAGUAUUCCUUUUUUCAAGUUGUUACUGAUAAAUUAAUGAUCAGUAAUAAAUCAGCAUUUCUCCUCAAUCUACUUAUUAUCUCAUAUCCAGCACUUACCUUCCAUUUCUGUCAAUUGGAUUUUAAGCCAAGGUGAUGAUCACCCAGCCUUUCCAAGAUCUUUGAGAAUGUUCUGUUUUUGUUGUCUCUGAAUGGGAACAUCAUUGGUGUACCCUCAGCAUUCAUGAAAAUAUUUCGAGGUCAGGUAAAGCAAAAUUCUCAAAAGAAUGUAUUAAAAAAAACACAGGUACAACUCCUGGAUUAAGGUUUAUUUUUUCCUUUGUGCUAGUACUCAAGUGAAAGUAAUAAAAUUAGUAUUGGCUGUCAUUUCUCCUUAAAUUUCCUUUCCAGUAAAUAUGCCAAGGCAGACCCUUAGGAUAAUCAAAUUUUUAUGGUGUUUCUCCAUUUAUACAUGUUAUAAUUUCUCAACAUGUGUUCCAGAAAUCAAAUACCUAGCAAAGUAUUUCAUUUUUGGCUGUUUUAUAUAAAUGCUUCCACUUGCUAUUGAGAAGUUUCAGUUACACCUGAGAACUACUAAUUAUAGUGUUAUUAGUAGUUCUCAUUAACCUGAACUGUUAUUGUGACUGCUUUUCCAUAUUUUCUGCUGCCAUGUCUUUUCCUUUGCAGAUUAUAUUCAUUUUAUUACAUUCUGUCAUUUCACACAGACUGUGUACUUUGCAUGUAGAGUCAUUCAAGUAAUAAAACAAUGUUACAUUUUCUCUAA
Vidua macroura (Pin-tailed whydah) is the source of this 3050-nucleotide messenger RNA. RefSeq lists its product as uncharacterized. Gene Ontology annotation, molecular function: nuclear retinoic acid receptor binding. Lineage: Eukaryota; Metazoa; Chordata; Aves; Passeriformes; Viduidae. Gene Ontology annotation, biological process: regulation of DNA-templated transcription. The transcript is spliced from 3 exons. The record is from RefSeq and is a predicted model, not a curated record. Bases 233 to 1633 code for a protein of 466 amino acids.